Molecule: messenger RNA, 1116 nt
Organism: Pimephales promelas (fathead minnow)
Lineage: Eukaryota; Metazoa; Chordata; Actinopteri; Cypriniformes; Leuciscidae
Gene: mrps15
Product: mitochondrial ribosomal protein S15
Biological process (GO): mitochondrial translation
Cellular component (GO): ribosome; mitochondrial small ribosomal subunit
Molecular function (GO): structural constituent of ribosome; RNA binding
Source: RefSeq, a predicted model, not a curated record
GUAGAUUACUAAUGUCUGUUUAAAGAUGGCGACUUACUUGAACUGAAGGGGCAAAUGCGUUCUGCAAGAGCAUAUACAAACUUGAGUCGACUUAUUUAUAUACGGGAAUCAUAAUGGUUUUAAAAAAUAUUUUGCGAACUACGGCGUUGGGUUUACAGACAUGGAGUGUAUUCUCAGGCGCGAGGCAGGCCAGCAUUGCCGUCUCUGCUGCCCUCAGGCAGUCUACAUGCAGCUCUUUUUCGUACUGGACGUUAACCCGUAAUUUUAAAGGUGAUGAAACCCUUCCAAACCAACCAGUGAGGCAGUAUGCUCGGCCCUCUAGGAAGAAACAAGAAUUCCCAAGUCAGCUUCAAGACCUGCAUCCAUCUUUGCUGAAGCAUGAAUAUGCGUCUGUCCCACUUGCACAAUCGGUUGACGAUGUGGUGAAGAAACUGCUUACGCUGGAGUUUGCAAAUCAUAGUGAAAAACUGCGUUUGAAAGAGGAACAGCUCAUUGCCAAGGUUCAGAGGGAUGAGAAUGACCGCACCUCAACAGAAGUCAAGGUAGCGAUUAUGACAGCACGUAUUCGCAACUUCCAGGAGCACUUGCACAAACACCCCAAGGACAAAGCCAACAAAAGAUGGAUGCUCAUGACCAUCGACAGCAGGAAGAAAAAGUUGAAGUUUCUGAGAAGGACCCGUUAUGAAUCCUUUGUGAAGGUGUGUCAAGAGCUCGGAAUCACGUACACAUUCCCUCCUGAAUACUAUCGGCGGGUCACCCGACGUUGGCUUGCCAAAAAAGCCUUCUGCAAUAAGGUCUUUAAAGAGGUCCAGAAACAAAAAGCAGAGCAGAGAGAGAAACAAAAAGCAACAGAGGCUAAAGAAAAAGAGCUAACAUCCUCGAAAUAACCACAAAGAACUGCAGUGUUCAGACAUGAACUGUCACUGUGUGCUGACAAGUUCAGAAGAACAAUCUGAUAUGUCCUCUUUUGAUUCAUGUGACGUUCAAAGAAAAACCAAACCGAAACAUGAUUGACAUCAAAAGAUCUGUGUGCUGUCAUUUAUUUGUCAAUGGUAAAACAUACUAAUUUCCCUGAAGUGUAUUCUAGUUGCGCCAAAUAAAAGAUCUUAAAAUGUA